Cottoperca gobio is the source of this 1679-nucleotide messenger RNA. It is a transcript of the gene f7, whose product is annotated as coagulation factor VII. Bases 1 to 1329 code for a protein of 442 amino acids. The record is from RefSeq and is a predicted model, not a curated record. The transcript is spliced from 8 exons. NCBI's taxonomy places the organism in Eukaryota, Metazoa, Chordata, Actinopteri, Perciformes, Bovichtidae. Gene Ontology annotation, cellular component: extracellular region. Gene Ontology annotation, biological process: blood coagulation; proteolysis. Gene Ontology annotation, molecular function: calcium ion binding; serine-type endopeptidase activity.
AUGUGGCUGCGAGUCUUCUUCACAUUCGUCUUCAGCUGCUCCGGCUGCCAGCCGGCUUCAGUUUUUCUGGAUCCGGGUCGAGCUCAUGCCGUUCUGGUCCGGACCCGGAGGUAUAACUCGGGCUGGCUGGAGGAGCUGCAGAUGGGAGAUCUGAAGAGGGAGUGUUUGGAGGAGAAAUGCUCGUACGAGGAGGUGCGGGAAGUGUUCGAACACACAGAGACCACGGAUGAAUUCUGGAGGACGUACAACCUCCCGGACGGCUGUGAGUCGAGUCCGUGUCUGAACGGCAGCAGCUGCUCCACGCAGGGCUCGUCCUUCACCUGCUACUGCCCGCCCGGGUUCAGCGGACUCACCUGUGAGCUUGAUCACAGGAACGUCCUCGACUCCUGCCUGCUGCAGAACGGAGGAUGUGAACAUUUCUGCGAUGAAGACGAAGGAGGACGGAAACUAAACUGCUCGUGUGCAGACGGAUACCUGCUGCACGCUGAUAGGCGGAGCUGCCGAGCUGAAGAGUCGAUAGCGUGCGGCAUGGUCCCCGUCCUGCACGGAGAAAACAAAGCCGAGCAGCUCAACCCUCAAGCUCGAAUCGUCGGGGGAACAGAGUGCCCCAAAGGUGAAUGCCCCUGGCAGGUUUUGCUUUUGAAUAAGGGAAAAGGUUUCUGUGGAGGAGUGAUUUAUAAACCCACGUGGAUCCUUACAGCGUCUCACUGCCUGGAGGACACUGAGGCUCAGUUCCUCAAAGUGGUCGCAGGCGAGCACAACACGGAAGUGGACGAGGGCACGGAGCAGCUCAUCCAGGUGUCCGAGGUCAUCAUGCACGAGAACUACGUGAAAAGAACCGCUGACAACGACAUCGCCCUCCUUCGCCUGGCAUCGCCCAUCGCAUACACGAUGCACGCCGUCCCGGCCUGCCUGCCGACACGCCCGCUGGCCGAGCGCGACCUCUGGGCCGUCAGCACGCACACGGUGAGCGGCUGGGGGAGGCGGGGCGAGAACGGGCCCACCUCACACGUCCUGCGGCGGUUGAAAGUGCCGCGGAUCCGCACGCAGCAGUGCGUGGCAGAGAGCGGCGUGCAGCUCACAGAGAACAUGUUCUGCGCCGGGUACAUCGAGGGUCGGCAGGACUCGUGUAAGGGCGACAGCGGCGGCCCGCUGGUGACUGAGUACAAACAGACGGCGUUCCUGCUGGGCAUCGUGAGCUGGGGGAAGGGAUGCGCCCGGCCGGGAAACUACGGCAUCUACACCCGAGUGUCCAACUACCUGGAGUGGAUCCACAACCGGACGGCCACAAACAUCACUGAGGCCUCGACACACAACCUGACCACCUGAGACGGAAGACGUUUACACUCAAGCUACAACGACGAGUCCAUCAACAGAAACAUAAUCUGCAAUAUUCUGAUAAUCGAAAAGUUUAAAGUAAAGUUUCAGCUUCAAAUCUACAGCUUUUCUGUUUGAAUGUGAAGACAUUAAAGACAUCAGGACAUGUUUUAUAAACCAAAUCAUUAAUGCAAAGAAUAAUCUGCAGAUGAAUCAUGAGGUCGAUAAUCAUUAGCUGCAGCUCCUCGUUUAGCAGAAAAGAUAUAAACGUUGCAAAACUCUGAGAAAAGUAGUAAUACUUCAAUAUGAAUUGUUUUGGGAUCAUUUGAGUAGUAAAAGUCAUGUUAAGGUGUCCAACGUAA